UGUACUUUUUUUUUUCCUUGAAGAAUAUUCCUUAUUUCUAAAUACUUGAAUAGACAGAAAUAAGUGGAAUUCUCCUCACGUCCUUUAAAUAAAAACAUGCUUCAUACCUUGUCUGAAAAGGCAGACUUUGACGGCGGAAGUAUGGGUCCUAGAAGAAGGACUUACUUCAGACAAAUUGCUUUUCUAGGAGUUCUCCUUUGUAUAAUCUUAUGGGGGUCAACCUCUCUUAUUACUUCGGUUGCGUAUCUCAGACAGACAACUGCCACCGAUAAAUUAAAUUUCCUUCUUCAACAAAAUUCCCCUGAUUUACUUCAAAAAUUUAGAGCAAACAAGAAUCUGAAAUCUCAUCAGGUGGAUAAAAAUGGUAAGAAACCCCUUGAUUUUGACGCGGUUAGAUCUGCAAAGUUUAGACCAAACCAUCAACAAUUACAAUGGAUCAAGGAACCUAAUUCAAUCUUGAAUGAUAAAGGUACAUAUGUAUUGAAGAGUGAAAAUGAGUUCCAUAACGCUACUCAAUACGUUAUCAAGUCUAUUGAAGAUGAUUCUUAUCAAUACAAUCUUUUCAAUGAUACUUCUUUUGUCUAUGGGAACGUUGAAUAUUCUAUCGAUCAACUUGUCGCUUCGCCAGAUCUUUCAAAAGCAAUCCUCAAGACAAAUUCUACUCAUAAUUGGAGACACUCUACAUUUGCUCUCUAUUGGGUAUUAGAUGUUUCCGCAAACACCAUCACUCCACUUCGUGAUACUAAGGAAAAGAUUGCCACCACGAGCUGGUCUCCUUCCUCUACCAAUAUUGCCUACAUUUACGAAAAUAACGUUUACAUUAAGGACAUUCAUACCUCCAAAACUGAACAAGUAACUUUCGAUGGUGGUGCAGAAUUAUUCUAUGGUAAACCAGAUUGGGUCUAUGAAGAAGAAGUGUUUGGUACUGACAUUGCUCUUUGGUGGUCUCCAACUGGAGAUAAAGUUGCAUUUUUGAAGACUAAUGAUACUUUUGUCCCAGAGUAUGUUCUUCCUUACUUUGUUCAGGAUGAAUCAAAGUAUCAAGACUACCCCGAAAUUAGAAAGAUCAAAUAUCCAAAGGCAGGUUAUCCUAAUCCUAUUGUUGAUUUGAUUAUUUAUGAUUUGAAAACUACUGCUCAAUCUUCUUCAGAAAUGAAUGUUUCUGACUUUAAAGCUAGUUCUGUGCAAGAUAGAUUAAUCACUGAAGUUGUUUGGGUUUCUGAAGAAUAUCUUUUAGUUAAAACUUCAAAUAGAGCCAGUGAUAUUUUGGAUAUCUUUUUGAUUGAAGCGAAAACAAAUGAUGCCCAACUUAUUCGUAGUCAUACUGCCGAGAAUUCUUGGUUUGAAAUCACCUCAAAUACCAUAUAUGUUCCUAAAAAUGAAACUCAGGGCCGCCGUGAAGAUGGUUACAUUGAUACAAUUGUCAUUGAUGGAUAUAACCAUUUGGCCUACUUCAGUCCACCACAAAACCCUAAUGGUAUUAUCUUGACUCAAGGUCAAUGGGAAGUAAUUGAAGGUGUUUCAUCUCUUGAUUAUGUCAAUAAUGAAGUUUAUUUUAUUGGAACCAAAAAAUCUUCCAUUGAAAGACAUAUUUAUUCUGUCAAUUUAGCUGAAGCUGCUUCCAGUACUUCAGAAACAAUCAUUCGUAACGUUACCGAUGUUUCUCAAGAAGGUUGGUAUAGUGGGUCGUUUUCUUCAGGUUCAAGAUAUUUAUUAUUAGAUUACCAAGGGCCUUCAACCCCAUAUCAAAAACUUAUUGAUUUACAUAACUUAUCAGACGCUUCCUCGUCUACAAUCAUUGAAGAAAACAAACAAUUGAUUGAAAACUUGGAAGGAUAUAACAUCCCAGAAACCAACUAUCAAGUUAUUACUUUGGCAACUGAUGAAGAAACUGGAGAAGAAAUUAAGGCCAACGCAAUGGAAACUUUACCAUUAAAUUUCGACCCAUCCAAGAAGUAUCCUGUCUUGUUCUUUGUCUAUGGAGGACCAGGUUCUCAAAUGGUUAGUACCACCUUUGGAGUCGGAUUUAGUGAAGUGGUGGCAGCUGAAUUAGAUGCUGUUGUUGUCACUGUUGAUGGUAGAGGUACUGGAUUCAAUAAUCUCAAUGAGAAAUUGGGUGCCGACUUCAAGUUCUGUGUUCGUGAUCAAUUGGGAUAUUAUGAACCAAGAGAUCAAAUUUCCGCUGCGAAGAACUGGAGUAAAAGAGAUUAUGUUGACUCAAAUAGAAUUGCAAUUUGGGGGUGGUCAUACGGUGGAUUUUUGACAUUGAAAACUUUAGAAACUGACUCUGAAGAACAUGUAUUUUCUUAUGGUAUGUCAGUGGCUCCAGUGACUAAAUGGAAAUUGUAUGAUUCUAUUUAUACUGAAAGAUAUAUGAGAACUCCACAAGAGAACCCCAAGGGUUACGAAACCGCAUCUAUUCAUGAUUUAUCCAACUUCCACAACGUUACUAGAUUUAUGAUUGCACAUGGAUCUGGAGAUGAUAAUGUACAUUUCCAAAAUAGUUUGAAACUUAUUGAUGAAUUCAACUUAGCAACAAUUGAAAACUUUGAUUUCUACAUUUUCCCAGAUUCAGAUCAUUCUAUUACCUACCAUAAUGGUGGGGUUGUGGUUUACGAUAGACUCCUCACCUGGCUUAAGAGAGCAUUUGAAGGUGAGUAUAUUUAAGUUGAAAGAAC
This is a messenger RNA of [Candida] anglica, 2678 nucleotides long. NCBI's taxonomy places the organism in Eukaryota, Fungi, Ascomycota, Pichiomycetes, Serinales, Debaryomycetaceae. The record is from the annotation of a GenBank genome assembly.